AUGGCAGUCAGCAUCCCUUCCAUCACUGAAGAUGUGGCGCGGGAGCGUUUUAUAAUGUACGCGUCUGGUUACUGCUGCUAUAACAAUGCCCCCGCCAAGGAUGGAGUGAUCACUAACAUGCAGGCGUUCAACACCUAUCGGUACCGUUUGGAGACAUUCACAGAGUCUAGAUCUACAGAGUGGGCCACCAAGCCUUAUGAAGGUGAACCAGCAGACUUCUACACGCAGACUGCCCCCCGGCCGUGGGAAAUCCCAGUGACAGGUCCCUCCCUGUUCCAAAACCACGAGGAGAACAUAAAAGUCCCUUACACAUCAUCUAACAAGCCCUGCCACACUUGUAGUGCCUCUGGAAAGAUGCCCUGCCAUGAGUGCAAUGGGUCUGGAACGAAAGCUUGUUGGGUCUGCAACGGAUCUGGCAGACGGGGAGGAGAUAGUCCCUGCAGCCAAUGCAAUGAAAGAGGAAAGGAGAACUGCUCUAAAUGUCAUGGUAACGGGACUAAAGAAUGUGAGACCUGCAAGGGCAAGCGGCAACUGUUGACCUACAUCAACCUUAAAGUCGAGUGGAAGAAUAAUGUUGAAGACUAUGUUGUGGAGCAGAACAGUGGGCUGGAGGUUAACAAUCUGAGCGAUGUGACGGGAAAGACACUCUUCAAAAACGCCCAGUACAUGCUGUAUCCAGUGUAUGGCUUCCCAGAUCCGUCUUUAUCCCAGGCUUCAGACCGUUUGGUUAGAGAACACCAGGCUAAAUACUCCCAGAACUCUCGCAUCCUUCAACAGCAACAAACCAUCGAGUUGAUUCCCAUCACCAAGGUGACCUACAAGUGGAAGGGAGGCAUCCAUGUUUACUAUAUCUAUGGGAACGAACACCAGGUCAAAGUUCCUGACUACCCUGCCACCUGCUGCUGCUCUAUCAUGUAACCAGUCAAGCCAGCCAGCCAGCCAGCCAGCCACUUAACCAUACCCCUUUUGGUGGAUGCGUCACCAGGCCAACCCAAUACAGCCUUGACUCGACUUAGUUCAGCUCAGUAUGAAAAAAGGUUGUGUUUAUCAGUUAGCUAGCUAGUUAGUUAGUUAGCUAGUUAGUUAGGUAGGUAUUGUAGGUAGUUCUUUAGGGCCUUUUACCCUCUCAGGUGUUUAGGGCUAAGUGUAUUCUGAUCAGUAUACUUCAUGUUGUUGUUUAUUUUUAUAAUAAUUAAUGCAGCCCUGGAAUUUCAGGAAUUUGUUUUUUGUUUCAACUUUCAAUUUUUCACAAGUAAAUUACUUUAUGCAAAUAUCUUUUUUUUAUUGUUCAGAAAUGUGGUGGGUACUCUCUUCGUUCGCUGGACUUUAUCCUGCUAACUGUUCCAAAUGUCCGAACUGAAUUUGAUAAAAGGUAUUUUAUGUACACUGCGCCAUCGUCUUGGAACACCUUAUAAAAUAAUUUUAAACUGGAAGAACUUGUCCCGAUUGGUGUUUUUUAAAUCACUGAUGAAGGAUUUUGAGGCUGAU
Messenger RNA from Salvelinus namaycush (lake trout), 1488 nucleotides. Its product is annotated as protein SSUH2 homolog. The coding region runs from base 1 to 918 and encodes 305 amino acids. NCBI's taxonomy places the organism in Eukaryota, Metazoa, Chordata, Actinopteri, Salmoniformes, Salmonidae. The transcript is spliced from 10 exons. The record is from RefSeq and is a predicted model, not a curated record.